This is a messenger RNA of Portunus trituberculatus (swimming crab), 2295 nucleotides long. RefSeq names its product guanine nucleotide-binding protein G(s) subunit alpha-like. Lineage: Eukaryota; Metazoa; Arthropoda; Malacostraca; Decapoda; Portunidae. Gene Ontology annotation, molecular function: G-protein beta/gamma-subunit complex binding; G protein-coupled receptor binding; GTP binding. The record is from RefSeq and is a predicted model, not a curated record. Gene Ontology annotation, cellular component: heterotrimeric G-protein complex. The transcript has 10 exons. The coding region runs from base 385 to 1563 and encodes 392 amino acids. Gene Ontology annotation, biological process: adenylate cyclase-modulating G protein-coupled receptor signaling pathway.
GAGAGCGACUUGAAGACACUCUCCCUCUCUCUCUCUCCCUUGUGUGAGAGUGAAGCUGUACCCGAACACGUACUUGCGCACGUCCACACAUCACACACAUCACAUACACAUACACACACGUACACGUCUACACGAGAGAAAAGAGAGACACAAAGAAAACACUGGAUAACUAAAAAAAUACCUAAAAUAAACACGAUGGCUAACACAUUGCAAGUUUGAGAGAGGAGACGAUAUCAAAUUCAUAGUAGUGGUGGUGGUGGCGGUGAUAGUGUAACGCGCCUGUGCCCUGGUGCUGUGUGGUGCUGUGUGGUGGUGUGUGGUGUUCAACUGUGCUUCUCACGCUACGACCCCACAAAUACCGGCACGCUGGCGCUCCCGGACCCCAUGAUGGUGCUGUGUGGCGUGGACCCGGAGAGGCGCGCCAGCAAGGAACUGGAAAAGCAAAUAUCGCUAUGGAUGAAGGAGUACAACAAGGCCAUCAAGAUCCUCCUGCUGGGCGCUGGAGAGUCCGGCAAGACCACCAUCAUUAAGCAGAUGAAGAUUCUACACAUCAACGGAUUCUCCCAGGAGGAGCGACAGGAGAAGAAGCAGGACAUCCGUAGCAACAUCCUGGAGGGCAUCGUGACCCUGACCCAGCAAAUGGAUGUCCUGGGAGUUCCCCUGGGAUUGGAGGAGAACCAGGCAGCGAAGGACUACAUACUGGCUAUCAACCCUGAGGACUUCACCUACACAGAGGAAUUCUACACGCACACGGAGAAGCUGUGGAGGGACCCUGGGAUUCAGAAAGUGUACAGCCUGCAGCACAAAUUUCAGCUGAUUGACUGUGCUCGCUAUUUCCUGGACAGGGUGAAGGAAGUGCGGCAGCCUGAUUACGACCCAAGUGUACAGGACAUCCUUCACAGCAGACGGCGAACCACAGACAUCCAGAAGAUCGAGUUUGAUGUCCGAGUGCCCAAGAAAUACGGCGGAAGUUCCCUACAGUUUUGGAUGUUUGAUGUGGGAGGACAGCGAGGCGAGAGGAAGAAAUGGAUACAGGUGUUUGACGGGAUUCAGGCGGUGCUGUUCCUGGUAUCGGCGAGCUGUUUUGACCUUGUGAUACGAGAGGACCAUGAGACCAACCGCCUGCAAGAAUCCAUCAACAUCUUCAAGAGUGUGUGGCAUUCCAGGUUCCUCAAAAAUUCAGGGUUCAUUGUCUUUCUCAACAAGCAAGACAUACUGAAGGAGAAGGUGAUGUCUGGAAAGUGUAUAGGAGACCACUUCCCAGACUACUCCUCCUACAGGCUGGAGGACAAAGAUCGAGUGGCUGACGAGGACCAGGAGUACCUCAGGACGCGGUGCUUCAUAAGGGAAAAAUUCAUGGCCAUUUCAAAGGAGGAGGUGAAGGCCGUGGAGAGGAAGAUGACACCAAGUGGACCUCUUAUCCUGAGUGACGACGGCCCCAGGGAGUGUUACUGCCACUUCACCACCGCCACGGACACCAACAACGUGAGGAUAGUGUUUGAGGACGUGCACAACAUGAUCAUCAAGUGGAACCUCGAGAAGAUUGGAGUCCCCGUGUCUUAGGCUGCUCCAGAGGGCGUUUAGCGAGCCAUGGUGAAAGAAAGGAUGAUGGAAAAUGAGGUCGUCUAUAAAGCACUGAAAGAAGAGAUGUUACAAAGGUUCUAACUACACGAGAAGGAUAGAAAUAGUGAAAUUGGUGCAGAAAUAGUUAGAUAUUGUGAUCACACGAAAGAUAGAUGGGAAUAAACGACGAAAAUAAGAGUGAUAAGAUAUUUUUACUACACUGUAAUGAGAAAAGCAGUGAAAUUGAUGCAUAAUUAGUUAAAUAUUGGUACCACACGAAAGACAGAAGGGAAUAAGCGACGAAAAAAUUAGAGUGAUGGAGAUUUUUACAACACGGUGAUGAGAGAAGCAGUGAAAUUGACGUAGAAAAAGUUGAUUAUUCACAUAACACGAAAUAAGUAAUAAGUGCUGGUGUUACAAAAAAAUCUAUAUAUGGUACGAUGCUUAUGUCUUUAUCAGUGAUGCAAGGAGGGGAAGGGAGUUAUUGGCGUUCUAUAAAAGAUGAUGACUGUGCAGGUGUGAUAUGAAUGGUCUACAAUGAUGUGUGCAAUGUUACGUUGUACCAAAAGAAGAAAAACCGAAGUCGCGUAGAAAAGAGGAGUUUUAUUUCUUAUAACGAGGAAAAUACACGUUGUUUAUAGGCAUUAAAAGAGGAGAAUUGGUGGAGAGAGAGAGAGAGAGAGAGAGAGAGAGAGAGAGAGAGAGAGAGAGAGAGAGAGAGAGAGAAACCAC